Danio aesculapii is the source of this 2844-nucleotide messenger RNA. It is a transcript of the gene stxbp3, whose product is annotated as syntaxin binding protein 3. The record is from RefSeq and is a predicted model, not a curated record. Lineage: Eukaryota; Metazoa; Chordata; Actinopteri; Cypriniformes; Danionidae. The transcript is spliced from 19 exons. Gene Ontology annotation, biological process: vesicle-mediated transport; neurotransmitter secretion; intracellular protein transport. The coding region runs from base 34 to 1806 and encodes 590 amino acids. Gene Ontology annotation, molecular function: syntaxin binding. Gene Ontology annotation, cellular component: secretory granule; plasma membrane.
ACGGGAGCGCGCUUUUGCCUGGACUCACUCAAGAUGGCAACUGGAGCAGAUCACGGCUUGAAAAAAAUAGUAUGGCAAAGAAUCAAGGACACCAUCAUUGCAGACUGCAAAAAGUGGAACAUCCUCAUACUGGAUGAUUUCACCACGCGCCUCCUGUCCUCCUGCUGCAAGAUGUCCGAUCUCAUGUCCGAAGGCAUCACAAUUUUGGAGAACCUGUUCAAAAACAGAGAGCCGGUUCCAGAUAUGAAGGCCAUCUACUUCAUGGCUCCCACUGUUGAGUGUAUUGAUGCAUUUAUUAAUGACUUCAAACCCAAGCCCAAAUACAAAGCUGCGUAUGUCUUCUUCACAGACUACUGUCCUGAUGAGCUCUUCGACAAGAUGAAGAAGAACUGCGCCAAGCACAUUAAAAAGUGUAAAGAGAUCAACAUAUCCUUUCUGCCACAGGAAGCACAAGUGUUCACCUGCGAGAACCCAGAGGCCUUUAGGAAGAUCUACAGUGAGGUCAGUCAGGACAGAGAGAAGAUGCUGGAGAAAAUUGCAGAUCAGAUCGUAACUCUCUGUGCUACACUGGACGAGUAUCCUGGAGUCCGAUACAAGAGAGAAUCGACUCCUGGAUAUGGAAAGAUGUUGGCCGAACUUGUUGAUAAUAAACUGGCACGGCAUUAUGAGUUGGAUGAAAUUACGACAAAAAAGGAAAAAACACCGGCGCAGCUGCUGAUUGUUGACCGUGCACUGGACCCUGUUAGUCCCAUUCUUCACGAGCUCACUUACCAAGCCAUGGCUUACGACCUCAUACCUAUAAAUGACAACACCUAUCAGUAUAAAAUGAAGGAUGGCUCCAAGAAAGAAGCUUUACUAAACGAAGAGGAUGAAUUAUGGGUCAAGCUGCGGCACAUGCACAUUGCUGAGGUCACUGAGCAAAUCCCCAAACUGGUGAAGGACAUCUCUGCCAGCAGAGGCGAGAAACAACAGGGUGAUGGGAAGAUCACAAUCGGAGCCCUUUCACAGCUCAUGAAGAAGAUGCCAGCCUUUCGCAAGCAAGUGACACAGAAAACUGUGCACUUACAUUUAGCCGAGGACCUGAUGGGCCAUUUCCAGAAGAAUGUGGAGAAACUCUGCAAAGCGGAGCAGGAUCUGGCUGUAGGUGCAGACGCUGAGGGACAGAAGGUUAAAGACCCCAUGCGGACGCUGCUCCCUGUGCUUUUACACCAGCACGACACCACCGACAAGAUCCGCGCCGUCCUGCUCUACAUCUUCAGCCUCAAUGGUACGACAGCAGAGAAUCUGAAUAAACUGAUUCAGAAUGUGAAAAUCGAGGAUAAGGACGGCUACAUCCAGAACUGGAACCAGCUGGGAGUCCCCAUUCUCUCUUCGUCAAACUAUUCUCGUAAAGUAGCUCGGAGAGACCGCUCGGAACAGGAGACGUAUAAUGUCUCUCGCUGGACCCCCGUCAUUAAAGACAUAAUGGAGGACGCAGUGGAGAAUAAACUGGAUGUCAAAGACUGGCCGUAUCAGUCUGAAUGUCCGUCUGCAUGGAACGGCUCUCGGGCUGUAAGUGCGCGGCAGAAACACAAGGGCAGUUCUCCAGCGGACAUGAAGAGCGGCUCACGCCUCAUCAUCUUCUUUCUGGGUGGCGUCAGUUACUCUGAGAUGCGCUGCGCUUAUGAAGUCACCAACGCUAAUAAAUCCUGUGAGGUCAUCAUCGGCUCGACACACAUCCUCACUCCUCGCAGUCUCCUGGAGGACAUUUAUAACCUGGGGAAAAAACCCAUGGAGACUUUUACCAUCGAGGAGGGCAGAGUCUGAGCUCGUCCCGCUGCAAUCCAUCAUCUAGGACCGAAGGGAACAGAUCCGCAUUCACACCACACUAUUCAUUCAUUCAUUGUAUUAAACAAACACAGUGAUCCACAGUCUUAAGGGAUUACAUGCCUAAAUAUGCUGCGUUCAGGUUAUAUACAGGAUAUUAAGUGUUACACGACUAAUUCCACUAAAGCGUGUUGAAAUAGAGCUCAAUAAAGUAUAAUAGAAAUGACAAAAGCAGGGGUAGUUCACGCAGAAAUAUAAAUCAGUCAGCAUUUACUCUCUCUACACUUGUACAAGACCUGUGUGAGUUUCUUUCUUCUGUUGAACACAUAGGAAGAAAUACUGAAUACCAUUGACUUCAUUGCGGUCAACAUUCGGUGUCAACAUUCUUCAAAGUAUCUCCUUUUGUGUUCAGCAGAAGAAAGUAAGUAAUAUAUGUUUAUAUAAAUGUUUAAAUAAUGUUUAGAACUGCUUGAGUGUGAGCAAAUGCUGAGGAAAUGUUAAUUUUUUUGGUGAACAAUCGCUUUAAUAUACAACAGGUUUACAGACUUGGUUCGUUGAUAGCAAUAAAAGCACGUUUAAUACAGUAAAAGCGCAUUUAAAACGAUAGAAAAGAGUAAAAGCACAUUAAUAAAGACACCAGAGGCCUUACAAACCGCUGCCGAUAGUUGCACUGGGUUUUCUGUAACAUUUUCUGUAUUUAUCUCUCACACACUAACCAUUGUUACUUGCAAAAACCUUCUGACUGUUAUUGAAGAGAUGUUUCAAGUUCGCCUUUAUGUUCUCGAAUUGGGUCGAUUUGUACAUAAACGUUGUCUGCUUGCUUUUGUGCUGCUGCAAGUGUGUGUGUGUGUGUGUAAAAAGCUUAAAAAUAAAGAAUAGAGGGAUUUAUUAGAUGUUGAUAUUGAACAACUGACGUGACGUAUAUGACGUGGUUCAAUCGCCUGUUAUGUUUUUGUAAUGUUUCUAUAAUGUUUGUCAUGUGGUCGGGCUAAUUUCACCUGUACUUUAACUGUACUACAUAAAACUGUGUCAUUUCAA